Molecule: messenger RNA, 422 nt
Organism: Schizophyllum commune H4-8
Lineage: Eukaryota; Fungi; Basidiomycota; Agaricomycetes; Agaricales; Schizophyllaceae
Exons: 1
Coding region: 189-389 (66 amino acids)
Source: RefSeq, a predicted model, not a curated record
CAUAUUCACCUUCGUAGACGUCGUGCGCCCAGGCGCGGUAGCAGAGCGCGACAGACGGAACAGGGUGAGGGUGACAGUCUACUACAGCCUGCUACGUAUGAUACAGGCCGCUGCGCUAGUCCAGGGCGCGCGCAGGCGAACAGGUUGCGCCUCCGCCGGUGCUGAACCCUCCGGAUGUCGGUGGAAAUAUGCAAGCGUCGGCCACCCCCGGUGGGUUGCCUGCACCUAUGACUAGUCAAUGCUACUGUCGCCAGGCAAACGUGAGUCCUAGUCGGCUCAGCAGCACGCACCGUCCCCAAUCCCACACCAUGGCCCAAACUAUAAGCCAACCGUUAGGUAACGCGCUCGUCACGGCGGAAUUCCGCGCCAGGAGGACUCAUUACUAUUAGGAGCCAGGAAGGCGGGCCUCCGCAGACUCGAGG